AGUGAAACGUAAACAUAAAAUUGUUGCAAUAAUGCAGUUUUCUCAGUGACUUUUAAUUUGUUAGUUGCUCAGAAUUUCCGGCAACAUGGAAGCAGUGGUGGAAGAUGUCGUAGCUCCAGAAGAUUUAAAGAGGUUUGAGAAAAAAUACAGCUUGGAACUGGCAAAAGGGGCUGUGUCCAAAGACACGAAAUUUGAGUAUGCAUGGUGUUUAAUCAGAAGUAAAUAUACGAACGACAUAAGGAAAGGGAUUCAGCUAUUAGAGGAGCUGGUACAGAAGAGCACAAAGGAUGACCAAAGGGACUUUCUUUUUUAUCUGGCUGUUGCAUACUACAGACUUAAGGAAUAUGAGAAAGCUCUAAAGUACAUUCGCAUUCUGCUUAAGAAUGAACCUGGAAAUAAGCAGGCCAUUGAGUUGGAAAAGCUCAUCAAUCAGGCACUAAAGAAAGAUGGCCUGGUUGGCAUGGCUAUUGUUGGGGGCAUCGGCUUGGGCGUGGCAGGAUUAGCAGGACUGAUUGGGUUGGCUGUGGCCAAAUCUGGAAAAUCCUAACAAGGAAAUGAGGCGUUAUAGCUCCGAAAGAACAAGGUCGAUUAAAAACCAUGAAGAUUGGCUUAUCAUCAUUAAACAGGAUGUGGACUGCCUAAUAUAUCUUAUGUUGUUUUCUUUUCUGUUUUUUUUUCUGCUUUUUUAACUUGCAUAAAAAGAAAUAAUCACAGCAUCACUUUUACAGAAUAGCCUCAUAUUUUAUCUUUUUUGUGCAUGUGUAUUAAAAUCUUUGAGUGAAAUAUCUACAUAAUAAGUAUUUCCUUUCACACGUGUUUAAAACACAAAAACAUAAUGGCAGUGUAAAUUGUUAGCAGGUUCUAAUUAUAACUAGAGUUGUUACACUGUAACACCUUAAGUUCAUAUUUAUACAUUUUGCAUAACAUAUGUGCAAUACAUAAAUCUGUUUCCAUGCA
Molecule: messenger RNA, 957 nt
Organism: Pangasianodon hypophthalmus (striped catfish)
Lineage: Eukaryota; Metazoa; Chordata; Actinopteri; Siluriformes; Pangasiidae
Gene: fis1
Product: fission, mitochondrial 1
Exons: 5
Coding region: 86-547 (153 amino acids)
Biological process (GO): autophagy of mitochondrion; mitochondrial fragmentation involved in apoptotic process; peroxisome fission
Cellular component (GO): peroxisomal membrane; mitochondrial outer membrane
Molecular function (GO): protein binding
Source: RefSeq, a predicted model, not a curated record